GUUCCUCUUACAGAAGCAGAAUGCUCCCCUCACCUGAAACCUUUCUUGUGCUCAGUGUACACACCUAAAUGUGUCUUAAGAAGAGCCCAGCCCCCCUGCAGAACUGACUGUGAACGGGCGCGGUCAGGUUGCGAGCCACUGAUGAGACAGUUUGGUUUUCAGUGGCCGGAGUCAUUAAAGUGUGAAGCGUUUACCACUGAGUCUUGUGAACAGGUUUUUCCUCAACAGGUGCAAACAACGAGAAAUGACAGGACAAGCUGCAAACCAAUAACAACUAACUUCUGCCUGGGAUUGGGAUACACUUCUUCCCUUCAUCCGAGCGGAGUUCAAGGCUUCAACCUGCAGCAAAUCGGUCAAAUUGUCGAGACGGCCUGUUCACCUCACAUUGCGAUGCUCAUGUGUCGUGUGGUCGUACCUGAAUGCAGCCCGGAGGAUGAAAACCGGGUGAAACCCUGUCGAAGCCUCUGUGAGAAGGUCAAGAGAGAGUGCGAGUCCCCUCUGAGAGCAAAACGACUGUACUGGCCGACAAAGCUCCGCUGCGACACUCUGCCUGAGUCCAACUGUGUGCAGGAACAAGCCAUCCCCGUCACUCAAGUUACCCCAUCAUCAUCAUGUGAGACAAUCACUGCCUCCUUCUGUACGGACAUGCUUUACUCAGAGACCAUCCUGCCCAAUGUUCUAGGACACAAAACGCAGGAGGAUGCCAGCCUAGAGAUGCAUCAGUUCAACCCCAUCGUAAAAGUGCAAUGCUCCCCCGAUCUUAAGCCUUUCCUGUGCUCCGUCUAUGUGCCUAAAUGUGUCUUGGGAAGGGCCCAGCCCCCCUGCAGAACCCUCUGUGAGCGAGCCCGAGCCGGCUGCGAGUCACUGAUGAACAAGUUUGGCUUUCAGUGGCCUGCCUCCUUAAAGUGUGAUGCAUUUACCACAGAGUCCUGCGAAGACGCUUCGGUCUUCCAUGUUGCUGAGACAUCCAGAUCAACAUGUCAGACCAUCACCACUUCCAUCUGCAAAGACCUGCCUUACACAGAAACUCUGCUGCCCGGCGUCCUCGGCCACAAAACCCAAGAGGAAGCAAAACUAGCACUGGAUGUGUUUUCUCCACUUGUAAACUAUGACUGCUCCCCUCAUCUCAAGCCGUUCUUGUGCUCCGUCUACUUUCCCAAAUGUGUGUCAGGGAAGGCUGUGGCUCCCUGCAGAACGCUCUGUGAGCAGGCUCGAGCCGGCUGUGAGCCACUGUUAAGCAGCUUCAGCUUCAGCUGGCCUGAAAACCUAAAGUGUGAAACGUUUGGCACAGACUCGUGCGAACAGUAUGGAGUGAGCAGCACCGGGGGGAUCUGUGAGCCCAUCACCAUACCAAUGUGCCAGGGCCUGUCCUACAACCAGACCAUCGUCCCAAACCUCCUGGGCCACACAAGUCAAAGAGAAGCGGUCUCCAAGAUGUCCUUUUUCAACUCGAUGGUGCAGACUGUGUGCUCCGCAGACAUACGCUUCUUCCUGUGCAGAGUUUACACCCCGGAGUGUGUGGAUGGGCAGGUGCAGCGGCCCUGCAGGUCAUUCUGUGAAAAAGCCAAAAAGGACUGUGAGGGUUUGAUGAGUAAUUUUGGCGUCUCCUGGCCAGAUGAGCUGCAGUGCAACACCUUCCCUGAGGAAAUGUGUGUACCUGACAACAACAGGAAUCAAAUGCUGAGGGCUGAAGAUGUUCUUGCUAAACUCAACACUGGUGGCUACACUGUUAGUGGAAAAUCUUUAACUCUCAAGACUGCCUACCUGCUGCUGACUCUCAUGGAUGCAGAUAAAACAGGAGACUUGGAUGCGGUGGAGUUCUUCAAACUAGAACAUUAUGCGGCUGUGAUCAGGAGAGAGUAUGUGGAGAACUACGACAGCGGCACUCAAUCUACUGUCACAAAGACCCAAAUGAAAAAGGCUGUUGCUGCCCAUGAUUUUAAUUUGGACGAGGAAAGCUUCAGAGCUCUGUGGUUUGAAUACAGCGCCCAGGGUGGGAUCGAUUAUGAUAAAUAUGUUGCAGCCCUGACGAAACUUCAAAUCCUCAAAGAUCGUUUCCAGGCUCACCUGCUGAAUUUAUCAUGUGAUUGCCAAAUUGCCAGUUUCUCUUUCAAGCAGUUCAUGAAAUCAGCCAUCAUCUGAAAAUCAGCCAAAGUCUUCAGACCUCGAAGCAGUUCGGCACA
Molecule: messenger RNA, 2183 nt
Organism: Nematolebias whitei (Rio pearlfish)
Lineage: Eukaryota; Metazoa; Chordata; Actinopteri; Cyprinodontiformes; Rivulidae
Product: atrial natriuretic peptide-converting enzyme
Exons: 12
Biological process (GO): non-canonical Wnt signaling pathway; canonical Wnt signaling pathway
Cellular component (GO): cytoplasm
Molecular function (GO): Wnt-protein binding
Source: RefSeq, a predicted model, not a curated record